GGGUGUCUUCCUCAUUAGCUCUCCCGUUUCUCCAAAAGGCAAAACAGCGCGAUUAAGAUUAUUUGUUCGAAGAUGGGACGCGGGAAGUUAGUGCUCAGAUUUAUCGCCAAUGAUAGAUCACGCAAGAUGACCUUCAAGAAGCGGAAGGAGGGGCUGCUGAAGAAGGCAGAAGAGUUGUCGAUCCUCUGCGACAUCGACACCUGCGUGGUCAUCCACAGCCCGGAUGACGACUCGGGCCGCGGGCCUGCUGUCUGGCCCCAUGAUCCUGAGAAGGUGAAGCAGGUCAUUGAUCGCUACUUCGACGAGAGUGUGGACAGGCGCAAAAGGCAUGCCACUGGGCUGCGUGAGUUCUAUAUGCGGCGGAAGCAGAAUCUAGAAAAGGAGCUCGGAAAGGUCCGACCCACAAAUUGGGCUGCCAAGUUCCCCGUAUCAGAUGAGCUACUCAAUGGCCUUUCGCAGGAUGAGCUCCUAUCUCUGCCGUCCGUGCUGAGGCCGAAACUCGAGAGUGUGAAGAAGAGGCUCUUAGCAGCGAAGGAGAAUGCUGGGAGGAGCACAUCCAGGAUGGACCCGCUGCAGAUGGAGCAGCUUAAUGGUUCGAUGAUGUGUCACCCGGUCUGGGGCUCUUCCGCUAGUAACAGCAGCAGCACCACCAUUGGCAAUCAUCAGAACAAUGACAACCGCUGCUGCUACAACUAUCCUUUCACCGUCCCGACUUAUGAUGCUAGCUUCCCUCAGUCUUCAUCGCUUUCGACUCGUCAAACUGGGACGCGGCCCUUGGAUCAGUACAACCAGAUGUCUGGUAGGCUUCCAGCCCCAGAGAACCCCAUGCUUAACUGCUCGGGUGAGGAUAUGCUCGGGAAUGCAUCUUCAGGGCUCGGGUCAAGUUUAUCCUGUGAGAAGAUGGCGUCGAUCACAUCUGGACACCAACCAGCGAGUCUUCGAAUUAUCACGGAUGGGGUAACUUUUGCUCACGAGACUCAUCCUUAUGUCUAUGGUGCUGCUAUAUUACUAGACUCCUGGGAUCGCGUCUUAUGGGUUGCUGUCACUAGUUGCUUUGGUUCCCAUCCCCUCCUGGCAGAAGGCAUUGGCUGCAGGUUGGGCUUGCAACUAGCAUCGGCAUAUCCGGGUGAGCCCGCUCUUCUCAUUACGGGCUCACAGACGUUAGUAGCAGCUGUUCAGCCCGGCGCCCCGCAACCACUUGCUCUCUCUGGCGUUAACUCUGAUAUUAUUCAUUUGCUCAGGUCGUUGCCCCUAUUGUCCUGUGUAUGUAUGCCUAGGAAAUAUGUUGAGCUAGCUCAUCAGUUAUGUAUGCUUGCGGGGCAGCUGGGCGUUUGUGGUUUUUGGUCCGCCGACGACUUACCAAGUGCUAUGCGCUCCUUGUUUUCGGUCCUUUAAGGUAGCUAUUACCAGUGCGUCUUCUUAGUAGAUUAAUUUUUGUUCGGACAUCGACUCACCCAUUAAAUUUGUUCUUACACUUUUUACACA
Molecule: messenger RNA, 1485 nt
Organism: Punica granatum (pomegranate)
Lineage: Eukaryota; Viridiplantae; Streptophyta; Magnoliopsida; Myrtales; Lythraceae
Source: RefSeq, a predicted model, not a curated record